AUGAAUAGUAACAGUAUUUGUGAAAUACAUAACAAAAGUCUUAAGUUCAUAUGUUUUGAUUGUAAUGUUUUAACAUGUUCUAUCUGUUCAACAAAACACUUUGGUCAUUCAUGUGAACAUAUUUUCAACAUUAAAUCAAAGAUAAACAACAACAAUAAGACUGAUCCAAUCACAGAUGAAAGCGAAGUAAAUAAUAAUCAUAAUAAUAAUAAUAAUAGUGUGAGAGAAAUCUUAAAAGAUGUUCAAACAGGUAUUCAAUCGACUUUCGAUUCUUUGAAAUUAAAAGUAAAAGAAUAUGAAAAAUUAAAGAAAACAGAGCAUGAAAUAUCGAGUGAAUUCAAAGAGCUACAUGAAUUCCUUGUGGUGGAAGAACAUAAACUCAAGAAGCCGAUCAUCGAUAGUAAAGAACAAACAGAACAACAAAUAGAGAAACAAGUUAAAAUCAUGAAAUCAUUGAAUUCAAUCAAUAAUCACUUCACCAACCACCAAUCAGAUUCACAAUCGUCAUCAUCUUCCUCUUCACAACCAAUAGCAGCAUCAGCAGAUACAGUAGAGAGAUAUCAAAUAUCAACAAUUAUAGAAUCGAUUUCACAAUCAUCGAAUCACAAUGAAUUCAUCUCAAACAACAGCAAUACAUUAUUCCAUUUCGAUACUGAUUCAUCUAAAAAAGUAAACAAUGAUGAUCUUUCACUUUUAAAUGUAUUACUGGAACACAACAAAACAAUUAAAAUGAAUAAUUGUGAUGACAAUCAACCAUCAAAAUCACAACAAUAUCAAUUGAUAGUCGAUAAUGACCAAAUCAAUAAAAUCAAGAAUCAAUUUCAAUCUUCAUUCAAAUUGAAAUCAAAUCAAUCACACAUCAUUCAACCCAAACAAUCAUAUAUAUUUUCAACUGAUAAAAAUAAUAAAAUAUCUAUCAUCAAUAUUACAGAUCGAAACAACAUUCAUUUUGAACAACAAAUCAAGAUGGAAAUGAAGAGUUCAUUUGCAGUAUUCAACUCCAUUGUAAAAGUUAAAGACUUUAUCUAUAUAUUUGGUGGUGCUAAUUUUGGCUACAGCAAGUUUAUCAAGUAUUCAAUUAACACCAAAACUUUAGUUAUCAAUGAAAUGAAAGGAGUUGAUCAUUGCCAAUUUUUAUCUGCUUGUUAUGAUGGACAAGAUCAUAUCUAUUUAUUAGAUGGAGUUAAUAAAUUUAUAACUGAAAUCUACAGAUACGAGAUCAACAAUUCAGCAUUCGAAAAAUACUCAACGAUGGUAGCUACAAGUCACCAAAUACUAACAUUCAUCUUCAAAGAUUAUAUCUAUACUGUAUCUGGAGGUACUAAAAAGAUUUUAAUGUUUGAUAUAAGAAAGAAAACAGCAGUUGAAUUACAAUUAAGAAUCCCUGGUAACAAUGUAUUGGCAGCAUGUACAGAUGGCGGUGGCAAUAUAUUUAUGGUAUCAGAAUUAGGAUUACAACGAAUCAACAUUGAAACACAUGAAAUCAAAUUGUUUGAUAACAGUAUAAUCGGAAGCCAUUCGUACCACGAUUUGGUUUAUCAUCAAUCAAAUGAUGGUCAAAGUUUUAUUUAUUCAAUCCAAGGAAAGAGAGGAAAUUUAAUGUUUUCGUUGGAAAACAAAAAAUGGGAAUCUAUUCUCCAAGAUGAUCAAUGUGUCAGAACAGAUUGUGCAACCUUAUUUUUUCAACAAUAG
Molecule: messenger RNA, 1692 nt
Organism: Heterostelium album PN500
Lineage: Eukaryota; Evosea; Eumycetozoa; Acytosteliales; Acytosteliaceae
Exons: 1
Coding region: 1-1692 (563 amino acids)
Molecular function (GO): protein binding; zinc ion binding
Source: RefSeq, a predicted model, not a curated record